AUGCCUUGGCCAAUGCCGGCGCCUCCCAGUGACAACACCUCAACUCUGAUGGAAUUGGCGUCCGAUUCCUUUGCGCAGAUCGCGCCAGUCAACAGUGAGGGUCCAAGGCAACCUCCCCAAGAUCCGUCGUCCAGGAACGACAACUCGGGCGUAUCUCCCAUGCUGGAGAUUCCACAAGCGACGUCAGGCGAUUGCAGCACAUCCACCGAGAUCGGUGGUAGCGCUCGCCCAACCUCGCCCAAUGACGAGCAGACCAUCGUCUCUCCCGCCGAGCACACCAUAGCACCGGCACCUGCACUCGGCCAGCGCACCCACCCCAAGUUCACGCCCGUCGCCAUGGCAGAGCCGAUUCCGUCGACCCUUACGCCAAGAUCCAGUGGGACCUCUACUGAGUCGACAGCAUGCGGACACCCGUCCCUCGGUGUCGAGGAAGCACCUGCUUCCCAACAGGCCAGGCCUAUGCCAUCGGCCGCAGCCUCCGUGAUGGCUGUCGACCCUUCGUUCGACACCCUCCAGCCAUCUUCGCCCAAGGUGUUCUCGCCGCCAAGCUCAACACCUUCAUCGUCAAACGUGCAACAGACGGUUGGGCACAUCUCCUCGUCCCCAAGGCAAGCGGGCCAAGUCACUACCCCAUCGGCUCCCCUCAACCCUGCUCUCUCGAAUCCGACUCCAAUCAGCUCAACUCUCGGGGUAUCAACUCCAUCUAGGCUGACCCCGCUUGCCCCAGGUCGAGCACCACCCUUCCCUCGGGGUGCCGGCCCCAACACGCGCCCACCUGGCACCUCGCCGCCGAUUCGGGCGCCACCAAAGAAAGUCGACGCCUCGUCCUUCUUGAGGAAGCCUGCGGCGUCGCGUAUCAAUAAGAAGUGGGGCAACGACUCGGCAAGGCGCGCAAAUGAGCCUCCACCUGCUCUGAUUCCGAGGAACGAGCCGGUUGAGCGGAUUGAGCCUUCUGCGAGGAAGGCGAACGCGGCCAAGAACGUCGCAUUGGAGGCCGCGGCAGAGAGUGUACUGCGCACUGCCGAACAGAGGGCUGGCAUCCCCUCGCACCUACCUCGCCCAACGCCUGGUACACCAUGGCCGGAGAUGAUGCCAUCUACUGGUUCAUCGGCUCCACGGGCGGCCACACGCCCAAGGUCAGACGAGGAGCUUCAAAGGGAGCUGCUUGAGGAUAUGGAGGCCGAAUUUGCCAAGGACACGCAUCACUUCCUCAGCUGA
Molecule: messenger RNA, 1218 nt
Organism: Vanrija pseudolonga
Lineage: Eukaryota; Fungi; Basidiomycota; Tremellomycetes; Trichosporonales; Trichosporonaceae
Exons: 1
Coding region: 1-1218 (405 amino acids)
Source: RefSeq, a predicted model, not a curated record